Messenger RNA from Salvelinus namaycush (lake trout), 4920 nucleotides. Its product is annotated as SRSF protein kinase 2-like. Gene Ontology annotation, molecular function: protein kinase activity; ATP binding. Bases 64 to 2661 code for a protein of 865 amino acids. Gene Ontology annotation, biological process: spliceosomal complex assembly; regulation of mRNA processing; protein phosphorylation. NCBI's taxonomy places the organism in Eukaryota, Metazoa, Chordata, Actinopteri, Salmoniformes, Salmonidae. The record is from RefSeq and is a predicted model, not a curated record. The transcript is spliced from 16 exons.
GCGAGAGAUCCCGGCUGCUGGCGCUGAGCUGCCGCUGCUGCUGAGGGGAAGGAGGAAAACAUCAUGAGCUCCAGGAAAGUGAUGGCCAUCCAGGCCCGAAAGAGAAGGCCGAAGGGGAAAAAAGACAAGGCAGUCCACGGAAAGAGGCCUGAGACCCAGCAAAAAGCCCCAGUGUCUGCCCCCCCUCUCCCGCCGCCACCUCCACCCCCUCCUGAGCCGGCUGUCCCCCCAGAGCCAGAGGAGGAGAUCCUAGGCUCUGACGAUGAGGAGCAAGAGGACCCCGCAGACUACUGCAAAGGUGGAUACCAUCCGGUGAAGAUAGGGGACUUGUUCAACGGGAGGUACCACGUAAUACGCAAGCUGGGCUGGGGUCACUUCUCCACCGUGUGGUUGUGCUGGGACAUCCAGGUGAAGAACUUUGUGGCGAUGAAGGUGGUGAAGAGUGCUCAGCAUUACACAGAGACAGCCCUGGAUGAGAUCAAACUGCUCAGAUGUGUGAGAGAGAGUGACCCCUCUGACCAAAACAAAGAAAUGGUGGUUCAGCUGAUAGACGACUUCAAGAUCUCUGGAAUCAACGGAAUACAUGUGUGUAUGGUAUUUGAGGUUCUGGGGCACCAUCUUCUAAAAUGGAUCAUCAAGUCCAACUACCAGGGCCUUCCUCUACCCUGUGUCAAGAGUAUUAUCAAACAGGUUCUGCAGGGCUUGGACUACCUCCACAGCAAGUGUAAGAUUGUCCACACGGACAUCAAGCCGGAGAACAUCCUGAUGUGUGUGGACGAUGCGUUUGUCCGCCGCAUGGCCGUGGAGGCCACAGAGUGGCAGAAGGCCGGGGCACCCCCGCCCUCUGGAUCAGCAGUCAGCACAGCACCACAGGUCAAAUCGGUGGGGAAGAUCUCGAAGAACAAGAAGAAGAAGCUGAAGAAGAAGCAGAAACGUCAGACCGAGCUGUUGGAGAGACGCAUGCUGGAGAUCGAGGCCCUGGAGAAAGAGGCUGAGAAACAGAGGGCCACAGAGGGCCCCGAAGGUGAGGGGUUGACCCACUCCCCAAAACACACACCCCGCAACGCGGCACUGGGACCCGCCGUCGCACUGGGUGAGAGCGAUGACGACGAUGAUGACGAUGAAGAGGAUGGAGACGAGGAGGAGGAAGGAGAGGCGGAGAGGGAGAGGCCCACCAGGCUAACCAAUCACACCUGUGCUGCCCUGCCCCAGGAGCAGUCAGAGGUUCCCCCCACGCCAGAGGCAGCAGCAGAGCCGGAGGGGGAGCCCACCCCCAGCCCUGCUCCAGAGACAGAGACACAGACCCCCACACCCACCCCCACCACACCUGGGGAUGGCAACACAGCCAAUCCAGAGAGCGAGGCGGAGGAGGAGGACGAGAAGGAGGAUUGGAAAGAGGCCGUAAAGGAAGAGGAAGAGGAGGAGGAGGAUGGGGAAGAUGACGAAGAGGAUGAAGAGGACUUGGUUACAGCUCCGUCCGAGCCACCGCCGGCGUUAGAGAAAGAGGAGAAGGAGAGGAGGACAGAGGAGGAGGAGAAGAGUGAGGAGACCAAGGAGCAGGAAACGGACAAAGAGGAAGAGGACGAUGACGACGAUGAUGACGAUGAUGAUGAUGAAGAAGACGAUGACGCCGAUGAAACAGAGACGGGCGCUAACGACCUCAGCAACUCCAUCUCCACCGCCACGGGCCAGAACAACAACACCCCCAAAACCAACGGCCACGUCCUACUGGGGGGUGAGGAGAGAGAGAGGGAGAGAGGUCCCAGAGCCAACCAUCCGGUCCCUACCUCCUCCCCCAUCCAUCUGCACUGCCCCCUGGUGGAGUCAGAGUUCAGCUGCACGGACAGGGACCUCAGCUCCUUCUAUGAGCUCUUCAACGGCGAGGUGGUUACGCCAGGCCUGACCAACGGGGCGCAGCGCCACAGGGGCACGGCGCCACGCUUCCCCGAGUUGCCGCUGGACCCCGACCCGGGAAUCCCCGUCACAGUGGGCGGAGCUGGUCACACAGGGGGUGCGACCUCCCCUCACAGCCCCACUGCAGACCGCAGCCGUACUGUGUCGUUGUCUAGCACCGGGGACAUGCCUAAAGAUGAUGUGGUUCUAGCCAAGGCCAAAGCAGCAGACCUGCUGGUUAACCCCCUGGACCCCCGCAACGCUGACACACUCCGAGUCAAGAUAGCUGACCUGGGCAACGCCUGCUGGGUGCACAAGCACUUCACAGAGGACAUCCAGACCAGACAGUACCGCUCCAUAGAGGUCCUGAUAGGAGCUGGCUACAGCACUCCUGCUGACAUUUGGAGCACCGCCUGCAUGGCGUUUGAGCUGGCUACAGGAGACUACCUGUUUGAGCCCCACUCUGGGGAGGACUACUCCCGGGAUGAGGAUCACAUCGCUCUGAUCACGGAGCUUCUGGGGAAGGUUCCACGCAAAGUGGUCGCCGCCGGGAAGUACAGCCGAGAGUUUUUCUCCAAGAAAGGUGAGCUGAGGCACAUCACCAAGCUGAAGCCCUGGUCCCUGUUUGAUGUGUUGGUGGAGAAGUACGGCUGGGCCCCUGAGGACGCCGGCCACUUCACCCACUUCCUGCUGCCCAUGCUGGAGAUGGUCCCCGAAAAGAGGGCCUCGGCUGGGGACUGCCUCAGCCACCCCUGGCUCAACUCGUAGCGACACCAGCCCCCCCUAGUGGCAGCCUCCACACACUGCUCAAAGCUAGGCACUCAAGACUGGAGCGAGAGGGAGAGGAGGGAGGAGGAGAGGGAAAUGGGAGACUUUCUCGGGUCCUGCCCUGCCUCGCCCUGAGCCCUCCACACACACACACACACACACACAUGCAAAACAAACACCCACAGAGCCUCAGCAGGUAGAAACCACAAGGCUGUCAUAGACCAGAUAGAGAAAAGCUGCUCCUCUGCGGUCAUCCCCAUAAGUCCCAUACAACCCCUCACAGGAGGAAUAGAGCGGCCCAGGAAUGGAGUUGAACGGAGUCAAACUUCCACGAUUCUAGACAGGUAGGACAGAGAUCCCUGCACAACAUUGGGAGCAGCCAUGGUCAGGACUGUGUCUUCCAAGACAUAUCCUACUUAGAAAGACCAUGCAGUCUGAACAGAAACUAACCCGCUCAUAUGAAUGGGUUCUCUGCAAUGUCCUGAGCAGUCUUAUCCUGAACCUAGACCUGUCCUCCACCCUGGGUUUCCUAUUGGAAGUCAAUUAGCACCUCUAUCAGAAUGCUGACUGUGUGAUAGCUCCAUCUGCCUGACCUUACAACAGCACGGCCUAAACCUGCUGAGGCAGAAGUGUGUGUAUGUGUGUGUGUGUUAUUAGUCUGGGUCUGCACUGCACAUUCUGUAGGUGUGUAUGUACGUCCCUCUCCUACAAAGGCGCAACAAGACUUCCAGAUUAGGAGUCGGCCCUUCACCCUACUCCUCCUCUCAUCCCUCUCCAGCCACUGCCCCCUCCCUCACUCUGUAGGAGUACUGUGCCCCCCCCUGUCCAGGACUGAAGCAGUGUUGUUGAACUGUUUACAUCCCCCCCAAAGCCCCAGUCCCCUGCCCUGUUCAGCCACCCAGCCAACAACACAGCUCCAGUCCCAUCCCCGGCCACCAGGGUGCCCCAGAACUGAACUGCUACCAUACAGACAGACAUACAGGCAGACAGGGCACGGAACAAACAAAGAUCCUAAAGACUGAUGCUCGAUGAACCGGACUGCUUGAUCUGUAAAGAGUUUAACUGUCGUGAAAAGGAGUGAAGUGUACGGAGAGGCUGAUUGACAGGAAGGGAUGAUGAUGGUAAUGAUGGACGAGUUGUACAUUUCAUUGGUUUGUUGUUUUAGUUUUCUUCCUGUCUUUUUAUUUCAAAAGCGAAAGGAGUCACUUGCGUUUACCUUUUGGUGCCCCGUGUGAGGUUAUCCAAGUUCCCUUGUUUCCUUUUUCGAAUCCUUCCUCCCUUUGACAUUCCUGAUUCAGUCACACCAUUCCUGACCUCUUUUCGUCUUUAUCCUUAAAACAAGAACAAUCCUAUGAGUCCAUGUGGCGUGGCACGUUUACCAGAUAUGAUUAUUCCCCCUUGUAACCUACAGAGGAAACCCUCAAACUUGAUCCUGAGCUUCUCCAGAAGGGGUUAGUCAAAUGGAGGUUGCACUUGUCUUUGUAGAUGUUGUUCAGGGAUAUAUCUUUGUACAUAACUCUGAGAUCCGGCUCUGGAGAUAAGACCGACGUACAGAAUUGGAAAAAAAUCACAUGCAUCAUUCCUAAAAGAGGCUGUCACAUGGACAUGGAUCUGUCCUCCAGAGCAGACAGUGGCGAGAGGCUGAGCCAUUCUGGAGGCCACCAGAAUAUCGAACUGUGCCACUCUGUGGCUGAUGAGGGUACUGCGUUCCUGCACACUGCAGCGCCUCUCAGUGCCAAUGCUCCUACGUUCCACUCCACUUCUCUCUCUCACACUCAUCACAAUUAGUCCAGUUGCCUAUUUUUCGCAAAUAAAAUAAAAAUGAGUAUAAGUAAAUGGUGAGAUAUUUUUAAAAAUAUUUAAUUAAUUUAAAGAAGAAAAAAAAAGAUACAAAAAUUAUCUGGUUGUUGUGAAAGUGACCGAAUCUCGUCCUAUUGAGGUGAUUGUGUUUGUCUGUUUUAGAGAUGUUAUUUCUUUUGUAAUUAUUAUUGUUAUAUUAUUAUUACUGUAAUUAAUCUGAUUCGUUAUUUUUUACUCAGUUGUCACCUCUUCCUCCCCUCUUACAUGAACAGGGCUGCUCUGUUUGGACUUGUGACGGUGAUGAAAUUUAUCAAACAUUUUUGCAAUAAUAGUAAAUUAUGAUUUUUUUGCACCAAAAGCUCCUGAUCUCACUCUCAGCCAUGCUGACUGUUCUUCCUGACAUCGACAGAAUCGUGUCUCUUUUCUGUGUUUUUCAUUGACAGAUUUAAUAAAAUUGUA